Molecule: messenger RNA, 1666 nt
Organism: Diabrotica balteata
Lineage: Eukaryota; Metazoa; Arthropoda; Insecta; Coleoptera; Chrysomelidae
Source: the annotation of a GenBank genome assembly
CUUUUAACAAUAAACGUUAUAAUUUGAGAAACAUUUUUAAAGAAAAUGGCUUCGAGAACUACUGACAAACAGGUGUCUAAUCGAGAUGAAGCCGCCGAAGAACUAACCGAAUGGUCUAAAAAGAAUAAGAAAUCUCUAGGCUACUCUACUGAUGCCGCUGCAAUCGAUUUGGUUAACAAAGACGUCAGCUUAACAGCGGGAAAAUAUGGGCCAAUCGUCUUAAGAGAUUAUCAAAUGCUCCAGCAAAUGCAAAAUUUCAACAGGGAGAGAGUUCCCGAAAGGGUUGUGCACGCGAAAGGAGCUGGUGCAUUUGGAUAUUUUGAGUGUACUGAUGCCAUUACGGAUCUAACAGUAUCCAAGGUGUUCGAAUCCGUAGGUAAGAAAACUCCCAUAGCUGUGCGUUUUUCUCAAGUAGCUGGAAACUUAGGAUCAGCUGAUACAGUUAGAGAUCCUAGAGGUUUCGCUCUUAAAUUCUAUACCGAAGAAGGCAACUGGGACUUGGUAGGUAACAACACUCCAAUUUUUUUCAUGAGGGAUCCGAUCUUGUUUCCAAUGUUCAUACACAGCCAAAAGAGAAAUCCAGUAACGAAUCUAAGAGAUUGGGACGCAUUUUGGGAUUACAUGGGUCGCAGACCAGAAAGUGUACAUCAAUUUCUAUUUCUGUUUAGCGACAGAGGAAUACCUGAUGGCCAUCGACACCAACACGGAUACGGAUCACACACGUUUUCGUUAAUUGGAAAAAAUCAGAAAUUGACUUGGGUUAAAUUUAUUUACAAAACCGACCAAGGUAUAAAAAAUUUGGAUCCAGACACCGCCAACACACUAGCAGGUACUGAUCCUGACUACGCAAUUAGAGAUUUAUAUAAUGCCAUCGAAGAAGGUAAAAAAACAGGCAAAUAUCCAUCGUGGACGUUUUAUAUUCAAACUAUGACACCUGAACAAGCUGCAAAGCAAAAAUUAAAUCCAUUUGAUAUCACCAAAGUAUGGCAACAUAAAGACUUUCCUUUAAGAAAAGUGGGAAGAUUCGUUUUAAAUAGAAAUCCUGGCAAUCAUUUCUCUGAAGUUGAACAACUAUCGUUUUCUCCCAGCAACUUCACCCCAGGAUUUGGACCGUCUCCCGAUAGAUUGCUUCAAGGACGUUUGUUUGGUUACCACGAUUCUCACCUUCACCGUAUGGGAACCAAUUUUGAACAACUACCAGUAAAUCGACCAAUAAAAAAGAUUGCAAACUUCCAACGUGACGGAACAUCUGUUCUCUACAAUCAAGGAGGAGCACCUAAUUACCAUCCCAACAGCUUUGGAGGUCCCGAAGUAAACCCAGCAGCUACAAAAUGGUCACUUCCACCUGAACAUGUCACUGGUGAAGUAAACUACUACGAUUUAGGCAAUGACGAUAAUUAUACGCAACCAAAACUUUUUUAUAACAACGUUUUGGACGAAGCAGCUAGAGGAAGGCUUGUUAAUAACUUAGCUGGUGUCAUUCAACUUGCAAAGAAAGAAAUACAAGAUCGAGCAGUAGAAGUUUUCAAGAACGUUUCUGUAGAUUUAGGAGAAAGGUUAACUAAGGCGUUAGCUCAAGUGAAAGUUAACUUGUAAAUUAAUAUUUAACACAGUUUAAUUAAUUGAUACACUAACAUAAUUCAAAAAUAAAAUAACAUGCAUAUUA